This is a messenger RNA of Fibroporia radiculosa, 1014 nucleotides long. RefSeq lists its product as uncharacterized. The transcript has 8 exons. NCBI's taxonomy places the organism in Eukaryota, Fungi, Basidiomycota, Agaricomycetes, Polyporales, Fibroporiaceae. The record is from RefSeq and is a predicted model, not a curated record. Bases 1 to 1014 code for a protein of 337 amino acids.
AUGAGCAUCGGCGACCAGUGGGCCAAACUCGGGAUGGGCCAGAUGGACAAGGAGAGCAGCUUCGAGCUCCUAGACGCGUUCUACAAGGCCGGCGGAAACUUCAUCGACACGGCGAACAACUACCAGGAAGGCUCGUCAGAAGUGUUCCUUGGCGAGUGGAUGGAGAGCCGCGGGGUGCGCGAUCAGAUGGUGGUCGCCACAAAGUAUACGACGAACUUCAAGCGCGCGGCGAACAUUCCGCAGAAAACGAGCUAUGUGGGGAAUAAUAUGAAAUCGCUCCACAUUUCCGUCGAGACGUCGCUGAGGCAGCUGCGCACCACAUAUAUCGACAUUCUCUACUUGCACUGGUGGGACUGGUCGUGCGGCGUCGAGGAAGUGAUGAACGGCCUGCACCACCUCGUCGCGCAAGGCAAAGUGCUCUACCUGGGAAUUUCGGACACGCCUGCUUGGGUCGUGUCCAAGGCGAACAUGUACGCCAGGCAGAAUGGCAAGACGCCGUUCGUCGUGUAUCAAGGAGCAUGGAGCAUUUUUCAGCGCGACUUUGAGCGUGACAUUAUCCCCAUGGCUCUCGCUGAGGGAAUGGCACUUGCGCCAUGGAACGUCUUGGCCUCAGGUAAAAUCCGCACCGACGAAGAGGAGGAGCGUCGGCGGCAGACUGGUCGCACGAUCACUGGACCGGAUUGGGAGCGCACUCCAGAACAGAGAAAGCUGUGUCAAGCGCUGGAGAAGGUCGCCAAAGAACGUACAGUCGCGAUCGCAUAUGUGAUGCAGAAGACGCCUUAUGUCUUCCCCAUCGUCGGAGGACGCAAAGUCGAGCAUCUGAUGGACAACAUUGCAGGGCUCGACGUCGCCCUGACUCCAGAACAUGUCACGUUUUUGGAGAGCGUGCUGCCGUUCGAUCCAGGAUUCCCUCUUGCGAUGAUUGGAAAUGGCUCGGAAUACGUUCCGAUGUACAGCUCCGCCGGCACGUUCGACAAGUGGCCGAAGCAGGAGGUGAUCCGUCCGGCCAAGUGA